UGAUAGAUUUGGUUUCAUAAGCCCCCCCCCCCCCUCCAGUAGAAAGUAGCUCCACUGACAAUGGAUGACAGCAAGGUUAGUGGAUUAUCCAUGGUUACAAGAUCAUUUAUUUUGUGAACAGAAAAAAUAAAAUAUCAUUAACUUCAGUUUAUUGUACGAGGAGAGGAGGCAGAAAUCUCAGACACAUAUAGGACUAGAAACUACAAGAGCUGAAGGAGCAAACAUGUCUUUUCUGUAAUUAAAACAAAACAGAUCUUAAAGGACGUAAGGAUCAGAAGUUAAAAACCAGAAACAUUCUCAUCAACAAAAACAGCUCUUGCUGCCACAAACUGUGACUGUCAGUCAAAUGUUUUCUGGUUUGUUGAGGAAAACCGUUUUUAACUUUUUUUUGCAGAAAAACAAAAAUGAAAGAAACAUUUUUGCACAAGCACGUUUCAGAGCGCUGUUCCUCUCUACCCAAAAGUCAGACUGGGACAGAGGAACUCAUCAUCGAUCACCAGGCCGGGGUCAGCGACAGUGACAUGACGCCGCGACACACAUCCCAAACACAAACAGCGCUGAUGUCAUGAUUUCACCUCUGUGGCUUUGGCACCGACGUUUUCUCCUGAACAGAACCUGAAUUCUGGCUCAUGAUUAUUCAUCUUUUCAACAGGAUUUUUGUCAGAAUCAUUAAGAGAGAAAUAUCGAUCUGAUAACUUACCCCCCCCCCCCCCCCCCCCCCCCAACCCCCACCCCACCCUGAUGAAGCGUGCUGUGGCCUGGAGCUGCGAAUAAAUUGCUUGUGUUGCUGUGUCACGCACAUGUGCUGAACUGGGUGAACACACUGACACACAUAACGGCAUGUGGAGUCUAAACUGAAUUCUUAACACUGGUGCUUCAGAUCUGACAGAUGUCUCUGAUUGGAGCAGCUGAAAGGAACCAAAUAAAGUAAAAUAAUAAAAUAAACCUGCAGUUUGAUCAAAUAACUGAGUUUUUACUCAAACAGCUGUUUCACCCCCCCCAGUCUCCCACAGCUGUCUGAGGGCCUCCUCACCGAAUCAAUGUCACGCAGCAGCCGUUGAUACCCAAGGAUAGGAAAGUGAGAAUCAAAGUGGUAGCCAUGGAAACAACCCAGGCCUGUUUCCACCCACCGAUCGAUGAAGUUCUGUGAGUCUGUAGUGUGUGUGUGUGUGUGUGUGUGCGUGUGUGUGUGUGCAGAGGAGAGGAGAGGAGAGGAGAACCCCCUGUCCCACAUUCACACAGACACCUUUGUCCUCCACAGCCGAGCAGACAGACGCAGAGAGAAGAAGAGGAAGACGACUGAGAGAAGAUGGUGAAACGCGCUGCUCAGGUGCAUGCUGGGAUGCUGUUAGUGGCCCUCUGUCUUCUGCUGGGGGCAGCUGCUGCAGGCAUACUGAAAGUUGACGGUGCCCAGGAUGGAGGUGGCAGCGGCGGGGACACCAUCAGCCACUCCCUGACCCUGGUGCAGCGUUUGGAGGCCCUGCUGGUUCAGGGGAACGGCAGCGACGUGUCGCUGCGGGUGGAGACGCCCAGCGCGGACGAGGUGAAGACGAUCCAGGCGCACUCUCUGGUGCUCUCCCUGCAGAGCCCCGUGUUCGAGGAGAUGCUGCUGAGCCGCAACGGCAGCACGCUGGUCUUGAAGGAGAGCGCCGACUGCGCCGCCGUGUUUGACAAGUUCAUCAGAUAUCUGUACUGUGGAGAGAUUUCUCUGCGUCUGGAUCAGGCCACGCCUUUACACAAGCUGGCAACUAAGUACCAGGUGCUGGGUCUCCAGCAGGGCAUCACCCAGUACAUGACCCAGAACCUGGCCCGGGACUCCCCCUCAGGCCACGUGGCGGGCUGGUACGAGUACGCCCAGCAGGCCGGGGACGAGACUCUGCGGGACAGCUGCCUCCAGUAUCUGGCCUGGAACCUGACCUCGGUGCUGCAGAGCGGAGAGUGGGUGACCAUCAGCAGCCAGCUGCUCAUGUCGCUGCUGCAGCGCUCGGACCUGAUCCUGCAGAGCGAGAUGGAGCUGUUCUCAGCGCUGGAGGCCUGGAUUAUUCAGAACGAGCCGGACAGUCUGACGGCAGAGAACGCUCUGAGAGCUGUGCGCUACGCCAUGAUGCCUCCACGAGACCUCUUCCGCCUGCAGACCCAGUCCACAGUCCUGGCUCGGUAUCAGGAGUCAGUGCGCGACCUGCUCUACAUGUCCUACCAGUUCCAUUCAGCCUCGCCGCUGCACAUGGCCAAGUACUUUGACGUGAACUGCAGCCUCUUUAUGCCCAGGAACUACCUGUCGCCGGUGUGGGGGUCGCCCUGGAUCAUCAGCAACCCCACGCGUGACGACCGCAGCACCAGCUUCCAGACCCAGCUGGGGCCCAGCGGCCACGACGCCAGCAAGCGGGUCACAUGGAACGCCUUGUUCUCACCUCGCUGGUUACCCCUCAGCAUGAGGCCCAUGUACACAGAGACGGGCGCCAUGCAGCCGACCCGGGUGGAGGGAGGGCGACCACGCAUCAUCAUCACCCCGGCCACGUCCAGCGCCGACUUUGCCGGGGUGAACUUCCAGAAGACGGUGCUGGUGAUGGCGGAGCAGCAGGGGAAGGUGGUGGUGAAACACGUCUACAACUUCCACCAGAGCACCGAGGAAAGCGGAGAUUUCUUAGCUGAGGCCGACCUGUACCGCCGGACCUCUGAGUACCUCAUUGACAGCUCCCUCUUCCUCCACAUCGUGGUGAAGCCACUGUACCAGACCCUCAUAAACACCAAGAACUGACCCCCCCCCACCCUCCUCCCCGUGUGACCA
Seriola aureovittata is the source of this 2788-nucleotide messenger RNA. It is a transcript of the gene btbd17a, whose product is annotated as BTB (POZ) domain containing 17a. Lineage: Eukaryota; Metazoa; Chordata; Actinopteri; Carangiformes; Carangidae. The record is from RefSeq and is a predicted model, not a curated record. Bases 1310 to 2758 code for a protein of 482 amino acids. Gene Ontology annotation, molecular function: protein binding. The transcript is spliced from 3 exons.